Messenger RNA from Brassica napus (rape), 1086 nucleotides. RefSeq lists its product as uncharacterized. The transcript is spliced from 4 exons. Bases 160 to 879 code for a protein of 239 amino acids. Lineage: Eukaryota; Viridiplantae; Streptophyta; Magnoliopsida; Brassicales; Brassicaceae. Gene Ontology annotation, biological process: male meiotic nuclear division; female meiotic nuclear division. The record is from RefSeq and is a predicted model, not a curated record.
AACUAUCCACUGCUUUUUAACUUUAUCUUCCAAAUUCUAUUGUUUUAUUUGAAUUUACUUUCACUUUCCACACACAACACCAAGAUAAAUAGGCAACCAUAUAGGUUUUCGUUUUACAAAACACUCAGCAAAUCAUUCAGAAAGAAAAAAACACAAAACAUGAGUGAGCUUCUCUACUCUUUACCCACUUGGGAUCUACAUAACCUUGGAUCACUCUUCAAGCCUGACUUCAAUCCUGAUGCAUGUGGAUACAUAAAUGGAUCGCCGCAACAUAUUUACAGAUCACCGGAGAUGGAUUAUUCCGACGUCUCCACAGGUUACCUUGAGGACGCACUUAUCGAGUCUUGUGAGAGAAGCAAAAGAAGACGUCUUUUGUUCGAGGAUCCAUCAAAAUCUCUUAACGAUGGCUACUUAUCGCAGAACGAUUGGGGCCUGCAUAAGAGUUAUAGCUGUUUGGAAAGUCAGUUUGUCACUCCACCUGUUAUCACAGAUGAACGUACGAAAGGAAAACGUAGCCUUGAGGAGCCGAUAAUGACCGAGUCUCCCGAUUUUUCUGUUUCUCCUGACAAAAUCUAUCUCCGAGAAAAAUCUAAAACCGAACCAUCUUCGUCUAAUUGUAGUAAUAAGAACAAAAUACUAGUCUAUCCAUUUGGAUUGGUGAAACCAGGUGGUCGAGAAGAAGACAUAACCCUAAAUGACGUAAAUAAGAGGAUUCUAAUGCCACCGGCUCGACCUGUUCGACAUCCCGUUGGAGACUUUGCCUCUAGACCGUGCAUCUCGACACAUGGGCCAGGUCUCUCCGGUAAAACCGUGGUGGCUCUUACUAGGAUCCAAACACAAGGAAGGGGUACAAUUACCAUAAUCAGAACUACGGGGUGAAUUAUUUAAUAUUAAUUAGUAGUCAGUUGUGGUUGUAUGUGUAAUAUAAUUGAGGUUAAUUGUAGAAUAGAAAGCCAAAGUAAUCAUUGGCUAUGAGAGAAACUUUCAAAUUUUGUAAAAAGAAAAUAGGGAGGUAAACUUCGAAAAAUGCUGUACAAUAUAACCGGUGGAUUUUUCAGAUAUGAACACUCACAUUACCUUCUUGAA